AUGGCUUGUGCUAAAUCUUCCUCCUCCGGCGGUUCGGCCAUGGCCGACAUGACCACAAAGUGUUACUGCGGAAGCCGCGUCGUGCUUAGGACGUCGCAAACACAACAAAACCCUGGACGGAGGUUCAUAUGUUGUCCGAAGAAAGAUAUUAAGGCUCAAUGUCGAUUUUUCGAUUGGGUUGAUCCCGAGACUCCGAUAGGAGAGGCAGAAGAAGAAGAUGAUGGUGAAUCGAAACUAACUUUCUGGAUUGGCGAAUACUACCGACAACAACAGUAUCUUGAAGCGGACAUGAUGAGAAUCCGACAGUUGGAGACUGAGAUUAAGCAUCUCAAAAAGAAAAAGAAAGACAACAAGAAGCUAUUCGUCAACAUGAAGCAAUUCAUGUAUGGUGCUUGUUUUGGAGUGUUGGUUUAUGCAGUUUCAAUGUCAUUCAUUUUCUAG
Salvia miltiorrhiza (redroot sage) is the source of this 441-nucleotide messenger RNA. RefSeq lists its product as uncharacterized. The transcript is spliced from 2 exons. Lineage: Eukaryota; Viridiplantae; Streptophyta; Magnoliopsida; Lamiales; Lamiaceae. Gene Ontology annotation, molecular function: zinc ion binding. The record is from RefSeq and is a predicted model, not a curated record. The coding region runs from base 1 to 441 and encodes 146 amino acids.